Molecule: messenger RNA, 726 nt
Organism: Trichoderma aggressivum f. europaeum
Lineage: Eukaryota; Fungi; Ascomycota; Sordariomycetes; Hypocreales; Hypocreaceae
Exons: 1
Coding region: 1-726 (241 amino acids)
Source: RefSeq, a predicted model, not a curated record
AUGCCAUCUCCUCCCCGUUCCAAGUCGGGCAGCAGUAUUCACAAAGCACCUCGUUCGCCAUCCUCUCGCUCGCACCGCCAUUCUUCCCUCGUCGCCAAGCUCGAGUCCGUGUCGCCGCGAGUCGUGCUCGGCCACGACGCCCUCGCCAGUCUCCCGACGGAGCUCAACAAGCUGUGCCUCUCGUGCCCUCUCGUCAUCUACAGCCCGUCGCGGCUCUCCCUCGCCAACCGCAUCCGCGCGCUGCUGCCGAACCUGGACGCCUGUUUUAUAUCGCUGGAUACACAUCCCGGGCCGGCGAUUCUGGCUGGGCGUGACGCUGUCAUCAGCGUGGGGGGGCCUCGGGCUGUCGCGCUGGCGAGACGAAUCGGCUUCAAGAUGAGCAUUCCGCACAUCUGCGUGCCGACGAUGCAUAGCGGGGCGGCGGGCCAUCUCCCACCGCCGUGGGGGCAUCUGGGGGAAGACGGCGGCGAUUCGAGGAUAUGCGAAGAGGGGGGCGAUGGCGAGAAGAGUUUGCCGACGGUCAUAUUAUAUGAUCAGAGGCUGACGGAGAGCCGUAUAAGACGAUUUUCUGCGCCGUCGGGAGUUUGCGAUGACACGGAGACUGAAGUCGAGACUGAUCUUGUUCUUGUCGGUCCGGAUGUUGCGACAGGCGCGAAUGCAUCUGUAUUGCGAUCCGCGCAGAGCAGUACGGCUCAGUGGAGCUAUAUCAACUUGCCUGGAGUCUGA